Messenger RNA from Tetrahymena thermophila SB210, 225 nucleotides. RefSeq lists its product as hypothetical. The record is from RefSeq and is a predicted model, not a curated record. The transcript has a single exon. NCBI's taxonomy places the organism in Eukaryota, Ciliophora, Oligohymenophorea, Hymenostomatida, Tetrahymenidae.
AUGAAAUUUAUUAAGUACAUUCUUAUCUUAUUUGUUCUUGCUAUGAUUGUAAAUGCAGAUGAUAACUCAGGACAAUAAAAUCAACCUAAAUAUACCUAUGUUAAACGUAUUGUAUAACUAAAUGGUCCUUUUGCACAUAAGGUUAAAUGCUCUAUGACUGACCCUAGUUGCCCUUGCUGGGAUUGCUAUAAACACGGCUUAUUGAUCUGUAAAUACUUUUGCUGA